AUGAAUAUAACAUCGGCUUUUAAUUCAUCCUCACCAUUUUAUUUUCAUCAUGAUACAAAUCUUACAUUAUUUCCUAUUGAACAAUCAACUAAAAGUGAAUUAAUCCAUAGUACAUUAACUACAAUUGCAACAACAUCAACAAUUACAACAACAACAACCAAUAUACUUCAACGUUUAUUUAAUACAACAAGAUUAUAUCCAUUACCACGUUUAGUCCACACACCACCACCACCGCCAACAACAUCAUCAUCUUUAUUAAAUAAAUAUUUUUUAUUUAAAUCACCAUUUAAUCGUACAAUGCGUAUUGCAGAAUUAUCUAUAUUAAGUUUAACAUUACCAUUAUAUGCGAUUGUUUUUAUACUUUUUAUUGAACUAACUGUACAACGUAUAAGUAAAAAUACGGCUAUAUCCGGUGGUAAUUCACGUACUCGUACUCAACGUCGACGACAACGUAUGCGUAGUCUUAUUUGGACAUCAAAUUAUUUACUUGUUGAUUUUCUUGGUCUUUUAUAUGAACUUAUCUAUGUAAUUAUACAUUUAACAGGUGAUUUAGCACUUGAUUCUUUAGCAGGUCGUUUUUAUUGUCAAUUACAAGUUUAUCUUCCAUUAUAUUUAACUGUUCUCAUGGCUUAUAGUUUAACAGCAAUAUCUGUAUAUCGUCGUCGACAUUUUGUUAAUUUAAAUAGUCAGUCGGCAAUAUCAACAGGUCGAAGUUUUAUAUUAAUUAUUGCUCUAUGGAUUAUGCCAAUAAUAACAUCAAUAAUGCCAGCAUAUUUAUUAACACAUUUAAAUAUUUUACGAAUAACACAACAUGAAAUAACAAAUGAAUGUCAAAUAUCUUAUACAGGAUCAACUGCUGUUGCAAUUUAUAUUAGUUAUAGACUUGGUAAUAUAUUUCUUCUUCCAUUAUCAAUUUCAUUUGCUUGUUAUUUAACAAUAUGUGUUGAUUUAAUACGUAUGCAACGACGUUUUACUAAAACAUUUAAACGUCAUGUACAUAUUCGUAAAAAUCUCAUAUUACAAAUUUUAUUUUUAUUUCUUAAUUUUGCUGUUUUUUGGUUACCAGCUGAAAUUAUAACACUUUAUACUAAAAGUCGUCUUCUUAAAGAUACUGUACAAGUAACAAAAUCAUUAAAUAUUCUUCUUGAUCCAUUAAUAAUAACUGGUUUUGAUACACGUUUUUCAUCUGCAGCACAACAUUUCUUAUCGAAAUGGCGUCUCGAUGAAUUCAUGUGUUUUUUCAGUACAAAUAAACAAAAUCCUUCAUCAACAGCAUCAAGUCAAUUAAUGACAGUACGUUCAGGUACAACAUUAAAACGUUUAAAAUCAUCAACAUCAAAACGUAGUACUCAACAAAUGCCAUCAGUUACAUGGAAUUUAGCCGAUGAUGAUGAUAUAACUGUUUUAGAAUCAACAUCAAAUCAUAUAUCAACUGUACAUGAACAUCCAUCAAAAACAGGUGUACAAUCAAAUAUUCAAAGAAAACAACGACAACUACAAAGAAGAAGACGUCAGCAACAAUUAAAACCUAAUAAAAAUCAAAUGGAUCCGUUAUCAAGACAACAACAAAGACCACAAAUUAAAAAACCUGUUAAUCCGCAACAAAAAGGAUAUGUUUUAAAAAAAAAUAUUUUUCCCUAA
This is a messenger RNA of Adineta steineri, 1641 nucleotides long. The record is from the annotation of a GenBank genome assembly. Lineage: Eukaryota; Metazoa; Rotifera; Eurotatoria; Adinetida; Adinetidae.